UAGAAGAAUUUAAUUAAGCUACAAAUUACAUUAUAACUAUGAAAGGGGCUCAUCUCCUCCUAGCAUAUUCUCUCUUGGUUCUGUCUUCCUCAUUUGCCUAUGCAUCUGAUCCUAGUCCUCUCCAGGAUUUCUGCGUAGCCGUCAAUGAUGCCAAGGAUGGUGUGUUUGUUAAUGGGAAGUUCUGCAAAGACCCAAAGCUUGCCAAAGCAGAAGACUUCUUCUUUUCAGGUCUUAACAUUCCCAGAAAUACAUCAAAUCCUGUGGGAUCAACGGUGACUCCUGUCAAUGUUGCCCAAAUACCAGGACUUAACACUCUUGGCAUCUCGUUGGUUCGAAUCGACUAUGCACCUAACGGUGGCCUAAACCCCCCUCACACUCACCCCCGUGCCACGGAGAUACUAUUUGUUCUGGAAGGCACACUUUAUGUUGGCUUUGUUACAUCCAACCCAGAUAAUCGUCUCAUCACCAAAAUCCUUUACCCUGGAGAUGUCUUCGUUUUCCCAAUUGGCCUCAUUCACUUCCAGUUCAAUGUGGGGAAAACCAAUGCUGUAGCUUUUGCUGCUUUGAGCAGCCAGAAUCCAGGUGUGAUUACAAUAGCAAAUGCAGUGUUUGGAGCAAAUCCACCCAUUAAUCCUGAUGUUCUUGUCAAGGCUUUCCAAUUGGACAAGAAUGUGGUGAAAAAUCUUCAGUCAAAAUUCUGGUGGGCUAACAAUUAGAGCAUAUUAUUUCAUCAUACUCGAAUUGAAGUACUUGUAAUAUUUGUUGGGAUGAUGUUUUGGUCUGUUUCCCUUAUUAAACUAAUGAUUCAUGUUGAAAAAAUAAAAUAAAAUAAAAGGGGAGGUUUUGCUUAUGUAAGUCUCUCUGUAUUGAUUUGGUUUUGUUACAAUAAAAUUGCAAUUUGUUUACAAAAUUGGAAUAUAAUGUCAAGACAUGUCUGGGUCUUGGUCAUCAAGGAGCCAUGCAUGCAACAAUGAAUACUAUUAAUUAUAUAUAUACAUAUA
Molecule: messenger RNA, 1001 nt
Organism: Theobroma umbraticum
Lineage: Eukaryota; Viridiplantae; Streptophyta; Magnoliopsida; Malvales; Malvaceae
Product: germin-like protein subfamily 1 member 13
Molecular function (GO): manganese ion binding
Source: RefSeq, a predicted model, not a curated record